This is a messenger RNA of Penicillium pulvis, 699 nucleotides long. RefSeq lists its product as uncharacterized. Bases 1 to 699 code for a protein of 232 amino acids. The transcript has a single exon. Lineage: Eukaryota; Fungi; Ascomycota; Eurotiomycetes; Eurotiales; Aspergillaceae. The record is from RefSeq and is a predicted model, not a curated record.
AUGCCUCCUAACGCCGCUCAACCUUGUUAUCAGCUUCGCUACCACACCGAACAAAACGAGGUUUUCCACUGGAUCGUCAAGACUGCCACCAACCUUCUCGAAGAUAAUCCUUCCUCUGCUGUCAAAGCGAUACUAGAGAAGCGAACACCAAAGCCUACAUGCUUUGAAGUCCAGACGCUGGCAGCGUUCAUCGGGCAGCACCUAAAACCGGUCCCAGACAAAAUUCUAAUGCUCUUCGAAAGGGUGAUCAAUGACAGAACAAAGACAUGCCAGGAUUACCAGCACACAACUGCCAAAAGCACAGAUCCAAUCGUUCAAUACCACAAUGAUAUGCAUCGACGGUGGGUGGUUGGCCUAACAAUUGCUUUCAAUUCGUUUGGAGGCAGAGCGUGGCGCGCCAGGGCAAUUUCAUCUAUCACGAAGAAAGAUCGUCAGCAACUUGUUUUCAGCAAUAGGUUUUCGGUAUUGUCCAUCGAUGACACUGUUGAAGCACAGGAGGGAAAUGCAAAGAGUGUUGUCAACGAAGGUGAGGAUCCUGGAAAUGAUCUGUUUGAUCCUUUUGCCGAACCCACGGAUCAUGAUCAUCUUUUCUUCGACCCUGCUGCCGGGCAGCACUGGACAUGGAAGCCAGCAAGGAAGAAAAAGAAAAAUUCGACGCAGAAAAAGAUCGAAAUUGACUGUCAGCACCAUCCCACCUAA